AUGGGUACGACCCUGCCGCAUUACGCUGGGCAGGACUUCCUCCACACCGACGGAUCGCCGACCCCCCCUCAGUCUCGAGCUCAAAACAAGAAGCUCGACACUGGCUCCACCCAUGACCAAAGCCGCACUUUGGCUCGUCAAGGACCCCAUCGCACCUUCCGACCCAAACCCCCUCGCACUCCUGUCUCGCCCAGGCCUUCGUCCAGUCGACUCCCUUGUCGGUCUCCAAAUGGACCCUACGUUCGCCCCUCCAUCAGUCCUCGAUCGUCGGCGUCAAGAUCUAAGGACCCGAAACUGAUCACGCCUUCCGGCACUCCACCCAACAAGCCUAUCGAGCAAGAGCGUCACAAUGCGUCUUUCCUUGGCCGAGACCGACUCUGCCUCCUCGCACAGCAACAGAGGUUCGUCGAGUUAGAGCUUAUCAUGAAGGAGGAUCUGGCGAGACGUCAGAAUUACGAUACGGCGACAAUUCAGAGGCAAUACUCCUCCAACCUUCAGAACUGUUUGAGAACUUUGGUGUCGGAGGAAGCCGUGCAGCACUAUAAGCUCAGUAGGCACUCAGGCAAGUGGACCCCAGCAGCGUCCGCCACACACCAAGGCGGGCGUCGAUCAGCAACCUCCGCCGGACGCAAGAGCCGGCCGGGGAUCAGCAACCUCCCUCAGCCACCAGAGCUGGGCGAGGCGACCAGCAACCUCCGCCGGACGCAAGAGCCGGCCGGGGAUCAGCAACCUCCGUCGGACUACUGCGUAUGUCUGGCAAGGCGCCCUCUGUCAGUCUUGUAUCGAUAUCACUUGUCCCGCCCCGAGAAGAAGGCUAUUCAGGGAGCGCAGAGUUCGGAGGCGACGGUGCAGGAUGAGGCGAUGGAAACGAGCGAGGAAGUAGAGGACGCGAGAUCAUCAUCAGCCGAGAAUAGUUUGGAUCCAAAUGGUUCUGCUGCUAUUGCUGAGGACGUUCCACCGAAGAAGGAAGGCUUCGUUUCAUGCGUGAUGCCGCCACGUCUUGGUCGCCAUUCGGUCAGUCCCGAACAGCGCGGAAGUAUUUAUACAAGGACACUGGCGCUGUUGAAGACGGUUGCGCAAGAGCACGUCCGUCUGUUCGUGUCUUGUACGACUCGACGGUGGGUUGCGCAGAACGAGUUCAAAGUUCAGGCGGACAACCUCGCAACCUGGGAGAUGGGGCACUACAUCAAAGGAAUAAAGAAGCAUUUGGCCGAUAUGAAGGUUUGCCAGAAAAACAAGCUGUAUAACAAGAACGCCGACCUGGUUGCGGCAGCCGUCCUCAUUUUGCGGCACGACGGAGCGCAUGACUCUAAGUUGGAUGAUCUCGAUAUUUUCGGGAGAAUCUCAUUUGCCAGAGAGUUUGUUUACAUUUUUGGCAAAGGUGGCCUUCAUGCGCAUCCCAAAUCCGAUGAGUGGAACGAGCAGAUGGACUCCAGUUGUCAAGGAAUACUUGAUAUCAUCACUGCCGCUCACGGACCACCAGCACCGUUGCCUGUGGGACCCUCAUCGGUUGUGCCCGGCGAUGUUGCCAAACGUCGGCGACACUUAAUUUCCUCCCUGCGGCGUCAGAAUCUCCUCGCCUUGGACGAGUUCACGAGACUGGCACUCCUUGUGAGAAUUCCAUUCCCACAGAUGGAGGAUGCGUUCUCGUUCUAUAACGACUUGUCGGAUGAAGACCCGGAGAGGCUGCACAGGCUCGCCGAGCUCCUACGCGCUGUGGACCAGAACACGCGUCCCACACCUGGACCUUCAGGGAGUGCGAGUUCGCGUCAUGGUGCACAAGUCGUUAAGACGGAGAUUUGA
Messenger RNA from Saitoella complicata NRRL Y-17804, 1803 nucleotides. RefSeq lists its product as uncharacterized. Lineage: Eukaryota; Fungi; Ascomycota; Saitoellomycetes; Saitoellales; Saitoellaceae. The transcript is spliced from 7 exons. Bases 1 to 1803 code for a protein of 600 amino acids. The record is from RefSeq and is a predicted model, not a curated record.